GUAAGGGGAUAAUGGAAAUGCCAAGUGCGAAAUCGCCGACAUUCGUUUGUUCGUUUAUUAACCUCUUUUAUUCUCCGGUGCUGUAGUGCAUGAAGAGUUUAAUCAAUCGAGCACUAAAAAAUCAUUACAUACUUGGCAUAAGGAACAACAGGCUGUGCUGAGGGGUAGUCACCUCCAAAUGUCACAAAAAUCCAAGAAUGCACCAUUUUGCGAAUGAAAUACCCCGCAGAGUUCUCCUGCCAACACCAGCUGCAGCUCCAGUUAGAACGAUAGUCGCUGAAGGAUAUUCACGAGUUAUAUCUCUGCCAAGCGAGUCGACUCGUAGAGGUCUCCUCCCCACGCCUCUAAUCUCAAGUAUCUCCCAAGGAGCUAACAAUGUCCUUCAAAAUCCCCCAACAAGAUCAAUCAACCCUUCAUACUCCAGUGAAUCAUGCCAAGAGAUUCCCCACAGGAGUCGUCUCACCCAAAAUCGACAAGAAGAACGAAUAAAUCUGUUAGAGCCCCUUUCUCACACCUCAUCCAGAGUCCAGCAACUUCACACUCCAGAGAUUCUCCCAGAAGGUAUCGAAUUAAUACCAAACAGAAAUAUUCUAUUCUGUACCAUUUGCAACAGCACAGUUCAUCCAAAUUACGCCGAGGCCCACGCGGACACGAUCGAUCACAAGGCAAAUGGCAGAAAACUCAUUCAUAAAAUCAACGACACUGAUUACAAAUGCGUCAUUUGUGGCGAAAUUUUAGGUCCUAUGCAGGAGGUGAGAGACCACUUGAAUAGUCAGAAUCAUCGAGCUAGAAAAUCUGUAAUGAGAGACCCGGAAUUGAUGGCGUUGAAGAAUUCGUACGACUUACCAGAUGGAAUACGUAGAACAAAUAGUGACGAUUGGUUCUGGUGUACAGUCUGUGAAGAUCCUCUAAGAGGAAAUCAAGUAACUGUGAUGAACCAUUCACUCAAAUGGGCUCAUUUACAGAAUUUAGAAAAAUUUAGGAAUAAAGAGAAUAAGCAAUCACGAGACAAGGAAUGUUACAGUUCUCAAAAUAAUUUUUCAUUACCGAGAGAUGAAAAAUACUCAUUUCCACGAGGACGAGAUAGUGAGACAAGUAGAUCGUCUCCAUUGAGGGACGAAGUCUAUCUAUCCUCACGAGGGCAGGAUAGUGAGGGGAGUAGACCAGGACCUGAAGAUUAUUAUAAUUCUAGGAAUAAUUUCUCAUCAUCGUCUUUGACGAGAGAUGAAGGAUAUUCACCGUCACGGAGACGAGAUUGUGAAACUACUGGAUCCUCGAGAUCUUCUCAAAAUAAUCUCCCACCAUCUACGUUGAGAGAACGUGAGGCCUUUUUACAAUCUGCUCCCUCAACGUUUCGAGGGCGAGAUUAUGAUACGAUUGGAUCGUUUAGAUCCACUUCUGGGUCAAGAGCUGAGGAAUAUGCUCCUCAAAAAAAAUUUUCAUCUUUCAUGAGAGAGCGCGAGGAUCCACUGAUAUCAUCAUCUGGGCUAUCAACAUUCCGGGGGCAAAAUUAUGAUUCAAGGGGAUGUCCGAAAUCUUCUUCUGGCACCAGAACUGAUGAAUUUUCGCUUCAAAAAAAUUUUUCGUCGCCUUUCCCGAGAGGACGAGAUUAUGGACCAAUGGAGUCCUCAACUUUUGCUCCAGGCUCAAGACAAGACGAAUAUUCUGUUGAGAAAAAUUUUCAAUCGUCAUUUCCGAGAGAACGAGAAGCCCCAAUGCUGCCUUCAUCUCUGCCUUUAACGUUUCGAGGACGAGAUUAUGAGAUGAUGGCAUCCUCGAGAUCUAUCUCUGGGUCAGGGCCUGAUAGAUUUGCAUCACAAAAUAAUUUUCCCUCAUCUUCAUUGAGAGAACGCUCCAAUGCUCCAAUGAUACCUGGAUCUGGCGCACGACCUGAAGAAUUUUUUUCACAAAAUAAUUUCUCUUUAUCUUUAUCGAGAGAUCGUGAAUCCCCAAUGGGGCCUUUUGGAUCCUCAAGAUUUACUUGUGACUGGAGACCUGAAGGAUAUGGUUCGCAAAAUAAUUUCUCAUUAUCAUCAUCGAGAGACCGAGAGGCUUCAAUGCCUUUUGGACCCUCGAGAUCUACUCAUGUCUCCAGAAAUGAUGGAUUCCCUCCACCAAAUGAUUUCCCAUUUUCAUCGAGAGAACGAGAGACUUCAAUGAUACCUCCAGUGUCAGUCCGACCCACAUUUCGAGGACCAGAUUACGACACCUUUGGACCUUCAAGAUCUACAUCAUCCUCAAGACCUGACGGUUACGCUUUUCAAAAUAAUAUAUCAUCAUUUUCAAAUGAACGAGAUGCUCCAGUGCUCCCUUCAAAAUCAAUUCCAUCGGGGCUUCAAGGACGAGAUUAUGGUCCGGCUAGAUCCUCGCCAUUCAGUUCUGAUUCAAGAUUUGAAGGACACAAUGCUCAAAAUAAUUUCCCAUCCUCUUCAAGACAGAUGGAAAAUUCAACGAUACUUUCCCGAAAUUAUGGUACGAAGUGCUCCUCACCAUCAAGACCUACCUCGAGACCUGAAAAAUUCCCUCCACAAAAUAACGCCCGCCCAUUUUCGAAGGAACGACAGGUUCAAAUAAUUCCGCCACCAUCUCUUCCACCAACGUCUGAAGAAAAAGAUCGACCUUCAGACAUUAACAAUUUUCCCUGCGAAACCUGUCGCUGCACAAUCACCGGAGGCUACACAAAUAUUUUGAAACAUAUGAAUACCAAAGAGCAUCGAGACAAAGAGAAAGAGUCGAGGAAUGAUCCACAAUCUGUAAUCCUUCCCGAAGGUAUCGAGUAUGUAAAGAAUGGUAAAUUCCACAUAUGCACAAUUUGCGGAUGCAAAAUUUCUCGGUAUACACCUCUAGCCAGACACGUAGCCAGUAAUUCUCACGUAUCACAUGGAAAAAGUGUCAUCAUCAGACUCAGUCAGAAAUACUUUCAUUGCACGGUUUGUGGUUGCACUCUAACAGGUUGGACACGUGUGCUCACUCAUGCAAAACGAGAGAGUCAUCAGCGAAGAAAAUCCCAAGCAAUAAUUCAAAAUCUCCCAGCGAAAUUACCACCUGGUGAAUUUUCCCAAUCAUCCAAAGGAUACGUCAUGGGGAAAUUACCCAGUGGCAUCGAGAGAGUCCAUUCUAAGAGCAAUAACAUUCUCUACAUAUGCACCAUCUGCGGCUGCAAGGUCGGUCGAUCAGAAACUGUCGAUGAGCAUGCAGCAAGUCGUCGUCAUGCUCUCAAUGGGGAUCAAGUCAUAAUAAGAAAGCAAGAAAGAAAAUUCUACUGUAAACUAUGUAAUUCUUCGAUUUACGGUUAUAUGAAUGUCUUGAGACACCUCAAGACCGCCAAACAUCUUUCCCUCAAUGCUAAGAGCAUUACCUCCCAAUCUGCUGAGCCCAACAAUAUGAAAUUAUCGAAAGACGUGGGGAUGGAUGAUGCAGGGAAAGUAGAGAAGAAUGAGGAUGAAAAAUUUUCGGAGAACGUGGGAAAUUCUGGUCCGGGAGAAAAUCAAGAGAGUGAAUCGGCUCCAGGAGAUCCGGAGGAUUUUAGAACAGGUGAUGAAGAGUGGGAGGAUGAGGAGAGGGAUGAUGAGGAGAGGGAUAAUGAGGAGAGGGAUGAUGAAGAGAGGGUGAAUGAUAAGGGGAAUGAGGAAUGGGAGGAUAGGGACGAAGAAGUUGCAAAAGAGGACCAGCAGGAAGAGAUAUUGAUUGAUGACGGUCAGAGGGAUGAUGAUGUUUUAGAAAUUGAAGGAAACAUUGAUGAUGAUUUUCCACUGGAUGAGAAUAUGAGGGAAAGACGAGAGGCUCAUGAUUCAGUGGAUACGUUUGAACCUGAGGAAUUCUCAAUUGAUGAUUUCAUCGUCACUGAUGAGUGCUACGGGUCUGAUCAAGAGAGAUCUUCACAUCGUGAGAGGAGACGGAGAGAUUACAAGAGGGUGAGGACGAGAGAACGGGAAACAAGUCGACCGAGAAAAUCCUCAGGGAUAUCUUUCUCUAGGGCUCACAGAUUACCAACAGGCAUUACUCAAAUUCAUCGGGAGAAUUGUCUCAUGUGUCUUUUUUGUGAUCAUAAACUUUCGAUUGAUUCCUUGGAGAGGCAUCUCGCUAAAGGCACCCAUCGAAGGAACAAAGAUGAAGUUAUUAGUCGAGAUCAUAAGGACGGAUAUCGAUGCGACAUUUGUUAUUGCCGUUUGUUUAAUUCUGAUGAGGUGAAUAGUCAUCUGCAAGGCAGUAUUCAUGUUAAAAAUAAAACUAUUAUAGAGGCACGAAAGAAAAGAGAAAGAAGAUCUUGUGAUGAUGAGAGGGAGACGGCCGGGAAACGAAAUAGGAGACUCUAGAAGGGAAUCUUCACAUCAGUACCUAAUAUUUGUGAUUAUUCAUUUGCAUAUUGCAUAAUGUUAAUAUGGAUUUAAUGUUCAAUGUAUUACCGCUGGUAUUUCAUUGCAUUGAUGUUGGAUUUUUUAGUGUCGAGGAGUUCACUAAAUAAAUGUACGUUUAAGCUA
Messenger RNA from Fopius arisanus, 4481 nucleotides. RefSeq lists its product as uncharacterized. Gene Ontology annotation, molecular function: zinc ion binding; DNA-binding transcription factor activity, RNA polymerase II-specific; RNA polymerase II transcription regulatory region sequence-specific DNA binding. Gene Ontology annotation, biological process: regulation of transcription by RNA polymerase II. The transcript is spliced from 2 exons. The coding region runs from base 198 to 4316 and encodes 1372 amino acids. Gene Ontology annotation, cellular component: nucleus. Lineage: Eukaryota; Metazoa; Arthropoda; Insecta; Hymenoptera; Braconidae. The record is from RefSeq and is a predicted model, not a curated record.